AAGGCAGUCUAUCACAAGUGCCAAUCUGGGGGCUGUAACCAGUGAGGAUGGAAACGAGAUAAGCUACUCUCUCGUCCGCCCACCUCGUUUGGGAAGACUCAUCCUGGCCAAUGACAUGAACCAGUAUGAGGAAAUUACCAGCUUCUCACAAACACAGCUGGAGUCAGGACGGGUCUACUAUGAGCACCAGAUACCUGAGGAGCCUUUCUGGGUGGUGAGGGACUCCAUAGAGCUCACUCUGGCAUCCCAACCAGCCCCUGAUGUCCGUCACAUCCUGCCCAUCACCGUCUCUUACUACGCUGCACACAGCAACAUCUCCUCCCAGCUGUGGAAGAACAAAGGUUUGGAUGUUGUUCAAGGCCAGAGGAAAGUCAUUGAUGAUUCCAUUCUUGACGCCUCCAACCUGCUAGCUAGCCUACCUGAAGCUCAGCGAGACGAUGCAUAUGUGGUUUUUGAGAUGAAGCGUUUCCCUGACCACGGUCGUAUCACCCUGGGUGGUCAGGACCUGCCCCGUAACGCCCCAACCUUCACGCAGGAAGAUGUAACUCAAGGAAAGCUGGAGUUUCUCCAUGAUGACUCAGGGGCUUCCUUGGACAGCUUCGCUUUCAGAGCCCGACUCAAGUCCGAGGGUCAGGGUUUGCCCUCACCUGCAGAAUCCGUGGUCCUGGAGGAAGUAUUUAACAUCUCAAUCAAACGGCGGGGCUCUGACGCCCCCAAGCUUGUCACCACAGAUAUGCUCUUGGAGGUUCUUCAAGGCUCCAUGACCAUUUUGACCCAGAAGCAUCUUAACACUCAAGACGAGGACAGUCCACCAGACGAGGUGCACUUCAAAGUGACCAAAGCCCCCAGCAAUGGUCGCCUGGUUGAUUCAUUCACCACGGACCCCAUCUCUGAGUUCACCCAAGAGAUGGUCAAUCGUGGGCAGGUGGGCUUCGUCAGCUACGGCAGCCUCACCGAUGACUUUAUGGAGUUCAUUGUGUCAGAUGGAGAACACCAAACAGAGCCACACACUCUCCACAUCGGCAUCCUAGCUCGCACCCUGAUUCUUGACAAAGCCCCUGAGAUCAAGGUGAAGCAAGGCGAUGAUGAGACCCUGGUGACUGAGGAGAUGCUGAAGGCCACAACUGGCGGCCCUGUUGAGGAGGACAUCCUUUACAAGAUCACAAGUGUUCCCAAGUAUGCAGCUGUCAUGGUAGACCGGCAGCCUACAUCGGCAUUCACCCAGAAGCAGAUCAAAGAAGGUCGAGUCAGUGUCCGCUUUGUUAAAUCCACUUCCCCUCGAGACAGCGUUGCAUUUGUGGCCCGUAGCAGGGCUGCUAAUGUCUCCUCUGUCCUCAACAUCACAGUCCAGCCUCUGGCCAACAUCGCUCAGGAUCCUCUCUUACCCCAAGGUGCUCUCGUUCAACUGGACAGGAAUCUUCUGGAUGCAACUCCCCUGGCAAACAAGACCAGAACCUCCCCCACAUUCACCGUCAUCCAUCAGCCACAGGGGGCUCGUUUUGUGAGGGCUGGAGGUCCUGGUGCAGGUCAGCCAGUGGACACAUUCAGCCAGAAGGAGCUGGAUGAGGGACGGGUAGCUAUGGAAAUCCUAAAUGGCAACUCUGGAUCCAAAGGUAGUGUCAGUCAGGAUGAGGCGCGCUUCCUGCUCAAAGCCCACGGGGUUCCUCCUGCAGAGUGUGUGCUUUCCUUCCAGACGGGCCCCUACAAUGCCUCUGGGGUCUACCCUGCUACACUGUUGAGGGUUCCCUCAGAUGCCCCAUCGAAGGACAGUAAUGACCUCCCUGGUGUAGCUGCGGCCCCUCGUCCCACUCCAGCUAGCCCUCGCUGGAGGGGCAACAUGGACUGGCCCCACGGAGAUGCCCCCACCACAGCAUCCUCUGGCUCUAGCGCCCAUGGGAAACCACAUGUCACCCGGCGCAGCAACUUCUGGUCUAUUCUCAUCCCGAUCCUGGUGAUCCUUCUCCUCUUGCUGCUGGCGGCCAUCUUGGCCUACUACCUGAUCCGUAAAAACAAGACGGGCAAGCACGACGUCCAGACGGCAGCAUCCAAGCCCAAAAACGGAGAGGUGGCCAGCGCAGAAACCUUUCGCAAAACUGACCCAGCCAAUAACAUCCCCAUGUCCAACAUGGACUCCAAAGACGCAGAUCCAGAGUUGUUGCAGAGUUGUCGGACAACGAACCCGGCCUUGAAAAAGAACCAGUACUGGGUCUGAGACACUUUGAGAUAAGACACAGAGGGAGGUGGAUCCUCAAGUGUUUGGAAGUCUCCUCAAAUCAUUCCUCUCAGUAUUAAAGACCUCUUGCCGCACCAGUUUAAAAGAAAAUUAUUUUCUAACACCAUUGGUUAUUUACUUAUCUCAACGUAACUGUGGAUAAAUUCUCAGGCAACGAAACACUGAAUACUUAUUGGCAAAGAAAGAGGCAGUUUGUUAUCUAAGGAGGCUCAGGUCAUGUAUAUUUAUUUUAGUUUUAUCAUUCCUCUAUGUCGAAGGGCACAAAUGAAGACAUAAACAUGCCAUGUGUUUGCAAAAAGUUAUCUUGGGUGUGCUCUGUCAUUGUAUUCCAUAUGAUAUCAUAGGCCAAUAUUAUUCGUUGGGGUGGGUAGGUGAUUUAAAGUCUUUGUGAUGGUUUGAUUUUAGUUUUUGGUUCAUCAGGAAAGUUGAUAAGGAUUGUACAUAGAUGAUGAGGUAAAUAUAUGCUGUAUUAUCGAGAAGAUGGAAAAGUGCCGCUUUGUGUUUUCUCUUUUAUUUUUUAAUGUUUUUAAGGUACCGUUGUGUUUCUCAGGGCUAAAUUCAGUUUAAAGGAGUAGUAAAAGAUUUUGGAAAAUAUACUUAUUCACUUGUUUUCCUCAGAGUUAAAUGAGAAGAUUGAUGCCACUGUAAUCUGUUAUACAGCAAACUACAGCAAGGAGAUGCGUCAUGUGACUUAGCUAAACCCAAUGAAAAGGGGGAAACAACUCGGGAGGUCACCCGUGAAGCCCACUUAUCAACAUUAUAUCAAAAACGACAAAGUAAAAACAAGAAGUUGUGGUGUCAUUGCGGGGGAUUAUUUCUUGGCUGGACACAGCGAGUUCUUGAACCUGGUUUGCUCAAACAAGCUAGCUGUUUCUGGUGCAGUGCUGUUGAUUAGACAACCCAAAUUAUGAAGCCCCAUUAGUCCCCAAAUUAUCGCAAUGGACAGACAGGUGUCCCAAAAACAAAGACCUAUUGCUUUCAAGUCUCGUGUCUCCAAAAAUGUACGCUCCCUGCAGGUAGUUUCAGUUUCCCAGCUGCAUUUGAGCCACUUACGAUGGGUGUUUUUACCAGCCCUUCAAAGUGUUUCUCAGUAGCGUCUGAGCCAUCAAUCCCAGGUAUUUUUAACAACCCUUCGCAACAUUUCCCAGUGGUUUUUGAGCCACAGAUCCUGGGUGUUUUUGACAACCCUUUGUGGUGUUUCCUAGCUGCUCUUAAGCCAUCGGUCCGAGGUGUUUUACCAAUCCUUCAUGGCAUUUCUGAGCAACAGAUCCCAGGUGUUUUUACUGACCCUUUGCAGCGUUUUCUCAUCUGCAUUUGAGCAACUUGCCUCAGAUGUUUUUACUUAUCCUUCACAGCUUUUUCAGCGACAUUUGAGCCACCAAUCCCUGGUGUUUUUACCAACACUUCACGGCGUUUCCCAGUGGUGUUUGAGCCACCGAUCCCAGGUGUUUUUUCCUAUCCUUUACGGCUCACCCAGCAGCAUUCGAGCCACUGAUCCUCUGUGUUUCUUUUAUGACCCUUUGUGAAGUGACCCAAUGACAUUUGAGCCACCAAUCCCUGGUGUUUUUUGCCAACCCUGCGUAGUGUUUCCUACCUGUGUAUGAGCCACUGAUCCCGGGUAUUUUUACUGACCGUUCGCAGCAUUUUCUCAGUGGCGUUUGAGCAACUUAUCCCAGGUGUUUUUACUGACACUUUGCUUUUGUGCCACCAAACAUGGAUGUUGUAAGCCAAAAUCUGGUCUUUUCUUAACCAUUACCAAGUGUAUUUUUGUGCCUAAACCUCACCACACCUUUAUCACAGCUUCGUUGACAAAUCUAAAAUGGUUUACAGAAACGCACAAUGCAAACAUUUCCUCUGGCAAUCGGGUUGUCUACUGCAGGAAGUGUGUGUUUUUAGAGAAACCAGACUUUGAAGCAGUGGGUGUUUGUUUUUGGGUUAAUGGGCCAUGUGAGAAAUGGGCUUAGUGGGACAUUUUUUGGACUACUGGGGCUUAGGAAAUUUGUGCUGUUGAAACAAUGGGCCGUUUCCCCUGUCUCCAGUCUUUAUGCUAAGUUAAGCCAACAGCCCUCUAGCUGUGGCUUCAUAUUUAGAGAGUAUGCGAGUGGUAUCUAUCUUGUCAUCUAAUUCUCUGUAAGAGAGUGAAUAACCUUUGUCUCAAAAUAUCUAACUAUUACUUUAAUGUCAUCACAUGAUAGCAUUUCAGUAGUUUUACUUUUGUGUGGAAAAAGGAGACAGUUUGCGACUGUUUAGAAUUAAAAAGUUUGUGCAACAACUUUCGCAGGUUUGAUUGAAUUUAGCUCGGAGUUAUGUCAUCAUCUUUCACAUGAUAUUAUUUCUGCAUGCUUCCAAAGUGCUUGUAAAUAUUCACUGGACUGGCACAGCACUGACCGCAGAACUACACAGUACACAGUUAGCAGACCACAGGCAGGAGGUUAUUUCAGUAGUACUGGUCUUUAACACAUCCGUACUGGCUGACAUGCAGGGGUGAGGUCAUCUCAAACUGGGAUGUUUCCAGUUUCCAAGUCUGCAAUUAAGAAUUCAUAAAAUACCGGUUGGUGCUGGGGACUUGGAUAAUGAAACAAAUGCUCCACUGGUUAGGGUACAUUGAUGAAGAAAAUGAAGACAGUUUGUUUUUACGUCUUCACAGCUAGUUUUUGAUUUUAAGCAUUCCAUAUCUAAGCUAAAUAUACAGACUGUCAUAUAAUGAAUUUUUUUUUUUUACUCUUCAGUCUUGUUUUGUAUGUUGAAACUAGGAAGAGCGUUACUGUAAAUCAGACUCCUUUUGUUCCUCUUUAGACGUCUUUAUUGUCACUCUGACCUGUGAUGGUUAUCUGUGUAUUGAAUGUUGAAUGAAGUACUUAACGUGAAGCACAGCAAGGAAAUCAGAUAACUGUUUUUGAUCCACUAAAGAAAAGAAAGACUUAACUAUUUCUUCUGAGAACUAUUUGCUGUACAUUUCUUUUCUCACGCUGUAUGACGCCUUAUCCUUUGUUAGUCAUAUUCUGAAUAUACGAUAAUUUCUUUGCAGUAUUCAGCGUUUAUUGAGCUUAUAUUUUUGUAGUGUUUCGAGAGCAGGAAAUAGAGAUUUUACAGACAGCACAGAGCUCAGGAAGUGAUGUGUUUCAGGAGACUGUGUAUUUCCAGUGACGUCUCUUACAGAUAGCUGAAAUAAAAGUACUGGUUUUUCCUUCAGGAUAUCACAUCCACAUCUUCCCAGUGUUAUGUGUAAAUAUUUGGUUUCUGAGUAUGAUUUUUGGGCUUGAUUAGCAACUCGAAGUAUAUAUAUAUCAUGUUUUGCAUCGAUAUGUACAUGUAACUACAUUUAAUUAGGCUCAUCUUCAAGGUAUGCCUGAAUGUGUCUCUGUGUGUAUCUCGUUGUUUGUGUGUAUCUGUGUGUGUGUGUGUGUGUGUGUGUGUGUGUGUGUGUGUGUUUGUGCAGGUGCCCAUCACUCUUCUGUUUUCUGCUUCCCGAGGUCAUUGCAGAGUUUCAUCAUCACCAUUCCUCAUUUUUCAUUAUUUAUUAUUUCUGUCACCCCCCAUACAUCAAGUCAUACUCUCAUCAUGUGCUUUGUCAGAGACUAAACUGUAAUCUGUAAAUUGCAGGUGCCUUCAUGAUAAUAUGAAGCAGUGUUUAGAUUUUGGAACAAGAAGAAUUGUCUAUUGCUGCAGAAUGCCUCUGAGCUUGUUCUCGGCACUAAUGGAAAUAAAAACGUUCA
Epinephelus lanceolatus (giant grouper) is the source of this 5949-nucleotide messenger RNA. The record is from RefSeq and is a predicted model, not a curated record. NCBI's taxonomy places the organism in Eukaryota, Metazoa, Chordata, Actinopteri, Perciformes, Serranidae.